Cornus florida is the source of this 3738-nucleotide messenger RNA. RefSeq names its product SWI/SNF complex subunit SWI3D. Lineage: Eukaryota; Viridiplantae; Streptophyta; Magnoliopsida; Cornales; Cornaceae. The record is from RefSeq and is a predicted model, not a curated record. The transcript has 8 exons. Bases 56 to 3130 code for a protein of 1024 amino acids. Gene Ontology annotation, molecular function: protein binding; zinc ion binding.
AUGCAUAUGAUAUAUCUUCGAAGACGAUGAUCUGAGUCUCCAAAGAAAGCCCUUGAUGGAGGAAAAGCGCAAAGACACCGGAAACCAACCGGCGGCUAGCUCAGCCGCCGCCGCUUCCGCCACCGCCACAGUCACCGCUACACCACCGAAACAGUCGGAUACGGCGGCGUCUGAGCAACCUUCUUCAAGGCGUAGAGGCCAAAAGAGGAAAGGGUACAACAAUAGUAGUGGUAACACAUCGAACUCCGGAGCGACGUCGUCGAAGCGGCAAGCACGAGAGAAGCUCUCUGCGGUUCCAUUCCCUCCGAUCCACAACGGUCCGUGCACCAGAGCUCGCCAAUCCCCCAACACUGCCGCCGCAGCAGCGGCAGCGGCUUCGUUCGCCUCGUCGUCGUCAGCGGUGGUGAAAAAUGAGCAGGGGGCGGUGGUGCCGCUGGAGUUUGGUGGAGGAAAAACGGCGAAGGCGGCGGAGGAAGAAUUGAAAGCCGCAAAGGAGGAUUUGGAGGCGUUGGAGGGGAAGAUUGAAGCCGAAUAUGAAAUUAUUAGAUCGCGUGGUACUAAUGCUCAUGUGGUUCCGAUUCACUGUGGUUGGUUUUCCUGGACGAAAGUUCAUCCACUGGAGGAGCGGGCAUUGCCUUCUUUUUUUAAUGGGAAGUCACAGAAUCAGACUCCCGAAAUAUACAUGGAGAUACGUAAUUGGAUUAUGAAUAAAUUUCACGCAAAUCCAAACACACAAAUUGAAUUGAAAGAUUUGUCAGAGCUCUCAGUUGGAGAGUUGGAUGCCAGGCAAGAGGUGAUGGAUUUUUUGGACCAUUGGGGUUUGAUUAAUUUCCACCCGUUACAAGAGACUGAUUCUGUAAUGGAGAAUGCUGAUGCCAAUGGAGCAGCAAAGAUGGAUUCUUUGGUUGAAAAAUUGUAUUGCUUUGAAACGGAACAAUCAUGCGCACCAGUUCCUAGGACUAAUGUGGCAACACCAGUCAUUCCAUCGAGGUUUUUUCCGGAGUCCGCUGUUGCUGAAGAGUUGAUGAAGCCUGAGGGGCCAUCGGUUGAGUACCAUUGCAAUUCUUGUUCAGCUGACUGCUCUCGCAAGCGCUACCAUUGCCAGAAGCAGGCAGAUUUUGAUUUAUGUACUGAGUGCUUCAAUAAUGGGAAGUUUGGCUCUGAUAUGUCUCCAUCGGAUUUCAUUCUUAUGGAGCCUGCUGAGGUUCCUGGUGUAAGUGGUGGAAAGUGGACAGAUCAGGAAACCCUCCUCCUCCUUGAAGCAUUGGAACUUUAUAAAGAAAACUGGAAUGAGAUUGCUGAGCAUGUUGCCACAAAAACCAAAGCUCAAUGUAUCUUGCACUUUGUUCAAAUGCCAAUUGAGGAUACUUUUCUGGACUGUGAUGAUGAAAUUGAUGCAAGUUCCAAAGAAAAUGCUGAUCCAGUUUCAACCAAUAAUGAUUCUUUGGCUCCUAAAGAUGCGCUUGAAACAACAGAGAGUAAAGUUGUUGCAAAUGAAAAUCAGAUGCUGUCCUCCCCAAUGGAUAUUUCAAAGUCAGAAGAUGCUGAACUGGAAGUUAGUAAGGAAACUAGUGAGAACUUUGCACUCAAGGCACUCACAGAAGCAUUUGAAGCUGUGGGUUCUUUUCCUACGGUUGGAGAUCAGCUAUCAUUUGCUGAAGCUGCAAACCCUGUCAUGGCGUUGGCAGCAUUCCUGGUAGGAUUGGUGGACCCUAGUGUUGCUACUGCCUCAACCCGUAAUUCUUUAAAAACCAUUUCUAGCAAUUCCUCUGGCAUGCAUCUGGCUGCAAGGCACUGUUUUCUUCUGGAAGAUCCACCUGAGGACAAGAAAAAAUCAGUUGAUUCUGAGAGAUCUGUCGUGCAAAUGGUUGAGCAGCAGGAUGCUGAGGAAGAUGAUAACCAGAAUGAUGGAAAGCAGAAAGAGAAAAAGUCUGACUCAGUUUUGGAUGGCUGUGAUAUGUCAAAUGAUAACAACCAUGAAAAAGAUAAGGAUUCUGUAACAGAAGAAAACGGACAGUUGGUUUCCCCUAGUGGCGAAUGUAUAGACGAUGACCAUGCUGUAAAAGAACCCAAUAUAGUAGAUACUAGUGAGGAUGUUGCACCUGUUCCUUUGAAUGAAACAGAUAAUGUGGAUUUGUCAAAAGACCAGGCACUGAGUGCUAUGGAAGAAUCGAAUGAUUUAAUAUCCAAGGAUGAGCUGCUUCCAAGUUCUGUAAAGGAGUCGGAAGCUUCAGGGGGUAGGUCCUCUCCAUGUGCAGAGGCUCCAAAGGAUGCAGAUGCAGUACCCUUGGAAAACGAAGAGCCCAAGGAACUGGUGACAUCAAAUUCAAUGGUUGACAGUGGAGCAAUCACAGGCGAGGAAGAAGCAAAAGACAGUAAGAAUGCAAAUGAAGACCCUUCGGACAGUAAGAAUGCAAAAGAAGACCCUCCGAACAAUAAGAAUGCAAAUUUAGACCCUUUGGAAAGUAAGAAUGCAAAUGCAGACCCUUCUAAAAGUGAAAAUGCAAAUGAAGACCCUUCGGACCGUAAGAAUGCAAAUGAAGAUCCUUCGGACAAUAAGAAUGCAAAUGAAGACCCUUCGGACAGUAAGAAUGCAAAUGAAGACCCUUCGGAGACCAAAAAUGAUCACGGUAUUGAUAAGAUAAAGCGUGCUGCAGUUAGUGCAAUCUCCGCUGCUGCAGUAAAGGCGAAGAUUCUUGCAAACCAAGAAGAAGAUCAAAUUCGACAACUUGCUACAUUGUUGAUCGAAAAGCAGUUGCUCAAGUUGGAGAACAAGUUGGCUUUCUUUUCUGAAAUGGAAAAUCUGGUAAUGAGGGGAAGGGAACAAUUGGACAGGUCUAGGCAGAGGCUGUACCAUGAGCGGGCACAGAUAAUCGCAACUAGACUUGGCUUACCAGCUUCCUCGUCCAGACCCAUGCAACAAUCUUUACCCAUCAACAGAGUUGCAAUGGGUUUUGCUAAUGCAGCACCAAGACCCCCAAUGAGCAUGACCUCUCAAAGGCCACCAGUUUCAAGGCCUAUAAUGACAUCAGGUCCUCCCACUCUAAAUCCAUUUGUUCCUGCUGCAACGGCGGCAAAUUCAGUUCGGCCUUCAAAUCAGGACAAACUUUCAUCAAUUGGAAUGAAGUGAUCUUUAGUUGAGAACAUGUACAACCUCAUUGAUGCUUUUACAGUGGUGCUUCGCAAUUAAUUUUACCAGACACAUCUUGGAUUAAGUCCUGAAGAUCACAGGUGAAAGCAUUUUCUUCGUAUGUGGCACCUAAAGACUGACGAUCUAUACCAGCAAAUGCGGUUGGCAUCUGAUUGGAGCCCUCCUCGCAGAAGCCACUUUUUUAAGGUGAUGAAUAGUCAGGGAAGGCCAAAUUUUGCAACUCAUGGCUUGGGUUACAGAUGAUGUCUGACCAUUUUCUGAGCCAUCGAGAAGGUAUUUGUUGUUGGCUGAAACGAUAUCUGUGCGAAACUCUGUAUCUCUCGCAACCUCUCACCAAAAUCUGUGCAAUUCAAUGCUCUGUUUUCUGUAUUAGUAUUAUUUGCUGCCUCAAGAUGUAAGAAAUUAAAUUGGGGCUACAGAUGCAUAUAGAUAGUUAGUGUUAAAGUUGAUUUCGCCGCUACUCUGGUUCAUCAAUGGUUUGAAUAUUCAGAUGCUUUAUGCAUGUCUAGGUGAACAGAAAUUGUAUGUCUUUUUGCUGAAUUUGAUAGUAGUAGAUUCUAACAGGACAUUUGGCCUUUAUUUGUUAA